Molecule: messenger RNA, 993 nt
Organism: Diuraphis noxia (Russian wheat aphid)
Lineage: Eukaryota; Metazoa; Arthropoda; Insecta; Hemiptera; Aphididae
Product: inhibitor of growth protein 4-like
Biological process (GO): regulation of DNA-templated transcription
Cellular component (GO): nucleus
Source: RefSeq, a predicted model, not a curated record
GUUGGUUGUUCUAUCAGAAAUAUAUCAUUUUGCGUUCUAAACUUUAAGUCUAUGUGCAAAUCAUUCGAAGCUAAGUAAAAAUCCGAAAUCACAGUGUACAUAUUAGUAUACAACUAUACAAGAAAUUAGUUGUCUAUGUAGCAGUGUGAAGUAACCUGUUGAUAAAACAGAAAAUUUCAGAUUGUGUUUAUUUAAGAUUGUGUUUUAUUUAAUUUUUGUUUCUCUAGAAUUUUUUCCAAACCCUAAAGUAAUAAUGGCUUCAGCAUCUGAUUUUAUGGACAGUUUGAAGGAACUUCCCAAUGAAUUGCAUCGAAAUUUCUCUCUGAUGCUAGAUCUUGACUCAAGAUCUCAAAAACUUAUGACCAACAUUGACAAAAUGACCGGCAGUUAUAUGUUAAAUGUUAAAAAGCAUUCGGUAGAAGAAAAGAAAAAAACUAUGGCAAGGAUCCAACAAAAAUUUGAUGCUGCAAAAGAGUUGAGUGACGACAAAGUGCAACUAUCCAUUCAAACUUAUGAGUUGGUGGAUCAACGUAUCAGAAGAUUAGAUUCAGAAAUAGCCCGAUUCAAAUCAAAAAUUCAGUUGAAAGCUGGGAUACGCGAAUCUGCCUUUAAUGCUAAAAAAAAGUUACAACUGAAAAAAGGUACACAAUUGACAAGUGCAACAUCUUUAGUCGGUGCUGUCUCUGAUCUAACAAGUCCUGCCUAUAGUGUAGCCAAUGUUCCAGUAGAGACUAGUUCCUUUACUGGCUCAGUAGUUGACGCAGGAGUUAUACAUGCGGCUGAUGCAGAUAUGCCUAUCGAUCCCAACGAACCAACAUUUUGUUUAUGCAAUCAAGUAUCUUUCGGCGAAAUGAUAGGUUGUGAUGACCCAGAUUGUGCUAUUGAAUGGUUUCAUUUUGGGUGUGUCAAUUUAAUUACCAAGCCCAAAGGAAAAUGGUUUUGUCCAAAAUGUACAAAAGAUAAGAAGAAAAAUAAAAAAAUCUUAAAAUGAAU